Cajanus cajan (pigeon pea) is the source of this 1012-nucleotide messenger RNA. RefSeq names its product ubiquitin-conjugating enzyme E2 19. NCBI's taxonomy places the organism in Eukaryota, Viridiplantae, Streptophyta, Magnoliopsida, Fabales, Fabaceae. The record is from RefSeq and is a predicted model, not a curated record.
AAAGCAAAGUAGGGUUGGAGGAGGGCGUCUUUGAAGUGGCAAAGUCUUUUGUGACAAUUAGCCGUUGCGUUGUUACCUUGUGUGUCCCUUCUCUUCUAACGUUCAUAUUAUUUAAAUCAUUCAGCAAUUUGAGUUGUUGAUUUCCUCAACGGCUAGCACAACCUUUUAAGUCACACUUUUUCUCAUUCUCAUUCACCAUUCUUCUUCUUCUCCACCUUUUGCAAAGAAGGAAGAUUAAGAUUAAAGAUCACUUCCUUCUUCACAUUCUCUCUGAAAAUCAAAUUUUUUUAAUCAUACCACAUGGCCACCACUAAUACCAUUAAUGGGAACACUACUGAAACUGCUCAACCCAAUAUCAUUGCUUCCACAAAGCAGCCUCUCCCUCCUGCCAAGACUGUUGAUUCUCAAUCUGUUCUCAGAAGGUUGCAAUCUGAAUUGAUGGCUUUGAUGAUGAGUGGAGAUUCUGGAAUAUCUGCAUUUCCUGAGGAGGACAACAUAUUCUUCUGGAAAGGAACAAUAACAGGAAGCAAAGAUACAGUGUUUGAAGGCACAGAGUAUAAGCUGUCCCUCUCAUUUCCCAAUGAUUACCCUUUUAAGUCUCCAAAAGUCAAGUUUGAAACAACAUGCUUCCACCCCAAUGUGGAUGUGCAUGGCAAUAUAUGCUUGGACAUACUCCAGGAUAAAUGGUCAUCUGCUUAUGAUGUCAGAACAAUUCUUCUAUCUAUCCAAAGUCUGCUUGGAGAGCCAAACAUUAGUUCACCACUAAAUCCACAAGCAGCACAGCUUUGGAGCAAUCAAGAAGAGUACAGGAAGAUGGUGGAGAAGUUGUACAAAUCUGCAAAUUGAUGAAUGUUGAGAGAGAUAAGGUCCAUUCCUGUCUGCUUCGGAGAAGAGAAAGGAUUGAAGCCAUACUUAUUUUUAGGUGUCCUUUUAUGAUGGGCCUGCUUUAUUUUUUCUUACAAUUACGAACCAUUGUUUAUCUUCUUUACAAAUCAAAGUGAAAGUUGAAGGA